Molecule: messenger RNA, 1671 nt
Organism: Eutrema salsugineum
Lineage: Eukaryota; Viridiplantae; Streptophyta; Magnoliopsida; Brassicales; Brassicaceae
Product: probable ADP-ribosylation factor GTPase-activating protein AGD13
Exons: 8
Coding region: 481-1491 (336 amino acids)
Molecular function (GO): phospholipid binding; GTPase activator activity
Source: RefSeq, a predicted model, not a curated record
UCUCUCUCUAUCUCUCAAUUCCAGUUCCGUAUAUGUUUCUUGUUUCAUAUCUUUUAGAUCAUUCAAUCCCUAAUUCCUUCCUUUGUAAAUUAAUUAGAUUAAUGGACUUGGUCCUGUUUCCGGGUUAUCGUCCAUUGACAUGUUCUUCACGAAUGCUCAAAGGAUCAACUUUUGUAUUUGUUUAUAUUGGGUUUUUGUUUUUUUAAAUUUUGAAUCUUUAGUGUGGGGAAUCCAAAUACAGAAGGAUGAUAUUGAAAGUAUAAAUCUUCCGACGAUUCUUUCCUGUGAUUGCCCCCAUUUUUUUGUUCUGAAAUCCACAAUAAUGUCGACGUUUAAUAGUAAAUUCAGUUUGGUUUCCUUAAGAAAUAUUGGAACUUUCUUUUUUUGUCUUCAUUAGAACAAAUUUGUUCGUGAUGGGUAAAUUUUUUGUUUGGUUCUAUGUAGGAUUUUGUUUGAUGAUUGUUGUUUCUUGAAAGAGCAAUGAGCAAUUAUGCAGCCGGACUCGGUAAGCCUGGCUCAGGUAAAAGGAGGAUAAGAGAUCUUUUAAACCAACCUGAUAACCGAGUCUGCGCUGAUUGUGGCGCUUCUGAUCCUAAAUGGGCAUCAGCAAAUAUCGGAGUAUUCAUUUGCUUAAAAUGUUGCGGUGUGCACAGAAGCCUCGGCACUCAUAUCUCAAAGGUCUUGUCUGUGACACUUGAUGAAUGGUCAGAUGAGGAAGUCGACGCCAUGAUUGAAAUUGGAGGAAAUGCUUCUGCUAAUUCAAUUUACGAAGCUUUUGUACCCGAAGGAAGCUCCAAGCCUGGACCUGAUGUUAGUCAUGAUCAGCGUAUGAGAUUCAUUAGGUCAAAAUAUGAACUCCAAGAGUUUCUGAAACCAAGCUUGCGGAUUUCAUCCGGGAAGUGCUCGAAAAAGAAUUCAGCUUUUCUUACAUCAAGUCUUUCUCGAAAGAUCAUGGAUAGUUUUCGCACAAAUUCAUCAUCAAAGAAGAUAUUUCAGGAAGGAAUGGUAGAGUUUAUUGGAAUGUUGAAGGUGACUGUUAAGAAAGGUACUAACUUAGCCAUCAGAGACAUGAUGUCAAGUGAUCCAUAUGUUGUGUUGAAUCUAGGGAAGCAAAAACUUCAGACAACUGUUGUGAAUAGUAAUUUGAACCCGGUAUGGAAUCAAGAACUCAUGCUAUCCGUUCCUGAGAGCUAUGGCCCAGUGAAAUUGCAAGUGUACGAUUAUGAUACAUUUUCUGCAGAUGAUAUAAUGGGAGAAGCUGAGAUUGAUAUCCAACCUCUGAUAACAUCUGCAAUGGCAUUUGGGGAUCCUGAAAUGUUUGGGGAUAUGCAGAUUGGGAAGUGGCUAAAGUCGCAUGAUAAUCCGCUUAUAGAUGACAGUAUCAUUAACAUUGUCGAUGGAAAAGUGAAGCAGGAGGUUCAAAUCAAACUACAAAACGUAGAGUCUGGAGAAUUAGAGCUAGAAAUGGAAUGGCUGCCACUUGACCAAUAAUCAAUUAGUCUCAUGUUGGUUCAUGAUUCCUUAUGUUGUUACUAUUUUCCGAGUUUUGAUCUCACUUCACCAGAAGAUGUUUUUGUUUGUUUGUUUGUUUGUUUAUGUUUGUCUAAACCCAAUGGGUUGUGUAACAUCUUGAUUGAUGGAAAAGAAGAAAGAUAUAUCAUUUUAAUUGCA